AUGGAGGGAGUGACCUGGGGCCUUCUCUUUGCACUGGCAGGCAUGCCUGCUUUUGAAGCUAAUGACCUGGUCGAUAAAGACAGUCCCUUCUACUACGUGAGUGUUGGUGUAAGCCACACUGGUACUAGUUCACUCUCUCCUCUCCUAGACUGGGAAGGCCUGCAGUUGGGCGGGAUGAUCUGCGCAGGGCUCUUGUGCAUCGCUGGACUCUUGUUCAUCCUAAGUGGCAAAUGUAAAUGCAAGCACAAGCAGAAGCAGAGACCCUUACCUGAGUAA
Pteronotus mesoamericanus is the source of this 276-nucleotide messenger RNA. It is a transcript of the gene FXYD4, whose product is annotated as FXYD domain containing ion transport regulator 4. The record is from RefSeq and is a predicted model, not a curated record. Gene Ontology annotation, biological process: regulation of sodium ion transmembrane transporter activity; potassium ion transmembrane transport. The transcript has 6 exons. Gene Ontology annotation, cellular component: membrane. NCBI's taxonomy places the organism in Eukaryota, Metazoa, Chordata, Mammalia, Chiroptera, Mormoopidae. Gene Ontology annotation, molecular function: sodium channel regulator activity. The coding region runs from base 1 to 276 and encodes 91 amino acids.